UCCUUACAGUAGUAUAGAUCCCAUAGCUCUACAACGCUGCUACCGACCCAUGGACCAUCGCACCCCGACUUUCCCAAUGGGUUAUAUCAUGUCACGUGACUGAAUCAAUCACGUGUCUCUGUCCGUCUUUUCGUUCGGAUGCCCAGCUUUUUUGGUGGCAUCUGGCAUUAUCUCAGGGUUGUCCUUCUGUCCCGCCCAUCCACCAUCGUGGACCAUCCACCCAGCCACACCACAGAGAAUGGAUCUAUCCCACCAAUCGUAGGCCCUUCGCAUACAUUGUUAGGUGUAAAAUGCUUAUUAACUUGCUGCAACUUGCACCAGCCCCAGGGACGUCACCCCCUUCUGCAUAGGAAUGACAUUCGACACCAUCUCUCAGGCCCGUCACACCCUCCUCCGCCAUACAGCCGAUCGCCAUGAAUCCUACCUCGUCGCCAAAUCAGACCCCGCCCGCCACAUCACCAAGUGCCGGGAUCCUGUCUGUAAAUAUGAGGUGCGAAUCGGGACCAAGAAAGGACAGCCUCGGGUGACGGUAUACAACCCCCAUACAUGUCCCCCCUCCACCCACGACAAUUGGAAGCAAUCCCGAUCAUCCAAGCUGAAACCGGAUUAUGUGGCAGCCGACGAGGGGAGUCGGAAGUACGGCUAUGUAUCACCCGAAUCGUGGCACUGUGGCCGAAUACUGACGUCGAGUAGACAUGGACGACGUCAUUCGCAGUCGUCGAGUGAUGAGGCUGAUGGCUUGGAUCGGAAGCGUCAGCGAUCGCGCCUGGCCUGCACGCAGUGUCGGUCGCGGAGAGUCAAAUGCGAUGGGAAUGUUCCAUGCAGGAUGUGUGCGAGCUCCGGCGUCGAGUGUGAGUAUGUCCCAAGCACUCAGCCGGCAGAUGCGCGGCGUGUAGCAUCGGAUGAUGGGCAGGUAGCUGCACCACGAACGAGCGCGGUGCGCACCAGUAGCCCGUCAGCUCCUCACGGAAUCUUGGAGCCCUGGAAGCAGCGGUUCGUGGGGCGGCAGUCCUCAGUCGCGUUUCCACUGUUUGUGGGGCUGGACGUGCAGGCUCCCAAUCCCCCACGCUUGCAUUCCUUCGCCUACAAUCCGGGGGUCAGACGCGAGCCGGAAACCAGCGUCCGGUUUCAGGUUGCCGAGGUCAUUGACUGGGUGGUGGCUAAGCGCCUGAUCAAUGUCUAUGUGACCACCAUUCACCCCUUAUUCAACUUCCUGGACCACGAAAGGCUGCUUCAGCGGGCCGAGGAGCAUUGGCACGGGAAGCCUCAGGGGUUGAGCUUCGAGGCAGUGAUCUGCGGGGUCGUGGCAUUGGGGUCGUUGUUCACUGGCGUCGAAGGAGCAUUGACUCCAGAAAAAGAGCUGUGGGCCGUGCAGCACGCGAAAAGCAUCCUCGAGGACUACGUCGUCGGCCGGUUCCCGACCAUCGAGCACGUGGCCGCAUACUUCCUGCGCACGUUGUACAUGCGCACCACGAGCCGACCACAUCUCUCGUGGCUCUGCAGCUGCACGAUGAUGCAUCUAGUCGAGGCCACGGGGCUGCAGCACGGGCCUGACGGCUUCAUGUUGGCGCCCGGCAAGGCCCCGCCGGACACGGCAUCAAGACAGCCGUACAACCCCAGACGCACUGCGCAGGUAGCCGAAUGUCUGCAAACGCUGAUCGCCUGGGACUAUGGGCGGUCCGUGAUGAAUCCCACGCUGCACGCCCGGCAGGAGGACUUCUCCGCCACCUUCAAGACCGACCUUUCCUCUCAACUCUGUACCUUGGUUCAGGCCGUAGCCGUGAGCACCCCGGGCCGAGAAGUCGGCGCAAACGCGGAGGAUCAGGUAUUCGCGCUAAGGAAGGUCGUCCGUAUCGAAGUCGAUCAUGACUUCCUGGUGCUGGUGAAAGCCGAUCUCAUUUUCUGCUUAUACCGCCGACUACGCCUGAUCAAUUUCCAACUGCGCUCACGGCAGAUUGAGGAGAUCGUCAGCGCGGGCACGGCCGCGCUCGCUCCAGCACAGAGACUGGUCUUUCUGGACCAGCCCUGGUGGAAUGUCCUAGGCACCGUGUUCCAGUUCGUCUGCGUGCUGCUGGCGCUGGACACGCCGGACAGUCUCGCUGUGGUCCCGCGGGCGAUGGAGACCCUGCAAAGCAUUUCCGACCGACUCAAUACACAUUUAUCUACAGAGGCGCUAGCCACUGUCCGGCAGCUCGUGCGCGCGUCUGUGAACAAGAAGCGCCAGGGCAUCGACCACCUCGAGCGUUCGCUGGGCGAGGGCAGCCACAGCAUGAGGGACGACACUACCAUCCCCACUGCGCCAGAGGACAUCUCGUUCUAUCCUUUUGCGCAAUCAGACGCGAUUGACCUGGACUUCUUCCUGAAUAUGAGUUUCUAGCGGGAGGCUUCGCGAGUCGAGCGUAACUUGGCUCCAUCAUUGCUAGUGUA
Aspergillus fijiensis CBS 313.89 is the source of this 2427-nucleotide messenger RNA. Its product is annotated as putative C6 transcription factor. The record is from RefSeq and is a predicted model, not a curated record. Gene Ontology annotation, biological process: regulation of DNA-templated transcription; response to xenobiotic stimulus; DNA-templated transcription. Lineage: Eukaryota; Fungi; Ascomycota; Eurotiomycetes; Eurotiales; Aspergillaceae. The coding region runs from base 353 to 2377 and encodes 674 amino acids. The transcript has a single exon. Gene Ontology annotation, molecular function: DNA-binding transcription factor activity, RNA polymerase II-specific; DNA binding; zinc ion binding.